UUCAGUUGGGUGAAUUUGGAUCGGAUUACUUUAAGUGGUACUGGUUUGCAGAUUAUAGGUCUAUUAAUCGGUGGAGAAGCACUUGCUUGUGGAGUUAACGUAAAUACAGUAAACACCAGCGGAUUCACACCGAAGGAUGUCCUGGAUCUUUUGCUCCAAAAUGGAAGUGAUUUUUAUCAUCAUGAUAUUCAUAUUUAUCAGAUGUUCCAGCAAGCUGGAGCUGUGAAAGGCCGAGAAAUAACAACAGACCCUGCUUAUGUCCGAACUCAAACAGAAAACCCAAACAGGCAAAUAGCACAAUCUGCUUGUUCAUGGAACCUAUGGAAGGAACUAAUGAGAGAGGUAGCGGAAUCAUCCACCGACACUCAAAAUGCACUAAUGGUUGUGGCAGUCCUAAUAGCAACGGUCACGUACCAAGCGGUUCUGAGCCCUCCAAGUGGUUUCUGGGAAGCUGAUAAACGAAAAUCUCAGACCGUUACGACAGUUCAAAAGAGAACCAUGAAUCCUGGAGAAGCUGUAAUGGCGAGUGACCCUGAAAUCUUUGCGGUGUUCAUUGUGUUUAAUGCCAUUGGUUUCUUUGCAUCGCUUGCCAUGAUAUCUCUGCUUACAAGUGGAUUCCCUCUCAGAGCAGGCUUAAGGUUGGCCAUACUUUCAAUGACGGCAACUUACGUAAUUGCUGUAAUCUAUAUGGGUCCAACGAAAAUGAGGGAAGUGUAUAUAGUGGUGAUUUUGAUGGGUCUUCUAUUUCUUGCGGAGUCGAUACGGUUCACCGUGUGGUUGCUCAAGAAAUGGGGAAUUGUUGGUGAUACGAGGAGCCGACUGCGUUAGACGAAUCCACACUGUUUACAAUGUGCAGCUUCUUUUUAUUGCAUGAUGAAAUGAAUCAGUUCAUGAGAGAGUUUAGAAUUUUCAUUGUUAUCUUUUGAGCAUGAUGACUUGUUCUCUAAAAAAUUGUGUCAUCAUUGUUCCUUGCAUUACAUGAAAGCAAA
Messenger RNA from Gossypium raimondii (Peruvian cotton), 989 nucleotides. RefSeq lists its product as uncharacterized. The transcript has a single exon. NCBI's taxonomy places the organism in Eukaryota, Viridiplantae, Streptophyta, Magnoliopsida, Malvales, Malvaceae. The record is from RefSeq and is a predicted model, not a curated record. The annotation marks the transcript as partial.